This is a messenger RNA of Filobasidium floriforme, 845 nucleotides long. RefSeq lists its product as uncharacterized. Gene Ontology annotation, cellular component: Ino80 complex. The coding region runs from base 28 to 702 and encodes 224 amino acids. The transcript has 5 exons. Gene Ontology annotation, biological process: chromatin remodeling. NCBI's taxonomy places the organism in Eukaryota, Fungi, Basidiomycota, Tremellomycetes, Filobasidiales, Filobasidiaceae. The record is from RefSeq and is a predicted model, not a curated record.
GAAAUACCAAGCUCACAGUACGGGAAGAUGCCGACAGCCAAGAAACCACCACCACCGACACGGAAAUCGGCCGUAUCCGCCGUCGUCACACCUCGAGAUACUCCUGAAGGCACACCUGGACCCGGUAACCCCAACGUGAUCAACCAGUACGAGUGGGUGCACAAUCCAUUACCCUUCAAGAACCCCGCCUACGCUACCAUCAAGGCCAAGAAUUCACGGUCGAAGAAGACGGUGAAACAGAUCCUCACCUUGGAACAGACUCGGGGAAUGAACCUGCCCGAAGGGGGUGAAGGGUCGGGGACGGCGACUCCGGACAAGGUCAAGCGGCCGAGAGGAGCGAAUCUGAUCGGGAGGGGGAAGAGGAAAAAGGUCGAGAUCGAGGAAGAGUCUGUCACGCCGAGCGAACCGGAUGUGGAUGUGGAUAUGGACAAGGAGAAGGAUCAGGCGACCAACGCACAGGACACGUCGGAGCCUGCAGUACCGAAGAGAGAGGUCAUCUCCUACCUUACAUCCCAAGCUCCGCCAUCACUACUGCCCGCCAAAAAGUACUGCGACAUCACCGGCCUCCCAGCCAAGUACACGGACCCGAAGACGAGGUUGCAUUUCAGGGGUCUCGAGGUGUUGGACGUGAUCAGGGGGAUGGGCCCGGGGCAGGAACAGUUGUACCUGGCAUUACGGGGAGCUCAGCAGACGUUGAUGUAGAGCAGGAUGGAGAGAGCUGCACAGAGAUGCUUUCGGAGUCAAGCUGUUGUAUAUGGGAUCAAUCACCAUGGUAUACGCCAUGACCGGCAGGAGGAGGAUACGACGAUGUAUGCCGAGUGCUAACAUCUGACCGAAAGUUGGGC